UAGGCAAUGUAAGAUUAUAAAUAAAUCAAAAGUUACAAAAUAUUCUACAUUUGAAACAUCGUACAUGAUUUUUUUUGGCUUUACGACUAUUGUUCCUUUGCCUUUAAGAAAAAAAAAAUCAUUUUCCCUCUAUUUCAUAAAUCACAUUUUGCCUUUGAUAAAAUAUCUGCACAAUUAAAUUACGUUUUUAGUGAAUUUCGAAAAUGGAAAAUGUUUCAGAGUUUGAAUCUUUUGAAUCAAAUUUCAUCGAUGUGAUAGGAGUCUUGCAAUCCAUGAUCUCAUCAGAGGCGCAUCUCCGUGAAGCGGUGCGUGCGGAGGCGGUUCGCGCUGAGGCUGCGGAGACGGCGUGCGCGCAGGCCAGGCGCGAUGCGGACGACAACCGCGCCCUCGCCGCCGCCACGGCCGCUGGCACCGCGCAAGCGUCUCAUGCGCUCGCCGCCGCUCAGGAUGAAUUGACCACUAUUAAAUCUAAAAUUGAAUUAUCGGUAGGCUUUUUAAAUGUCUGACGUCCCACUCAUCAUCACAUCAUCUUCAUUAUCUGUAGAAGUAUUUAUUUUUUUUCCGUGAUUGGAAAACUAUAAAAGAUAAGAAUAAACAUCACACAGCAGCUACAAGAAGAUAAUAAAUAGGUGUUAGAGCUAGUAAUAUAAGUAGUUUAAAAACGGUUUGUGGCAAUUUAAAUAGGAACGUCAGCGUAGUCUUCUAGAGGAAAAGUGCUCUGACAUGACCGAAAGGAUGGGAGUUUUAGAAAAAGAAUUAGAAGAGCUGCGGCCGAUACAAUCUGCUCAUUCAGCGCUGCAGAAACAGUACGUAGAAUUGGAAAGUCGCGUACGAAUUGCUACUGAAGACGCUCGCAGGUAAAUAUGACUCAUAAUUGUAUAACAAAAAAAGCAUAAACAAAUUAAAUGAGAAUAUUUUCUUUCUUACGUAACUAACUAGAGUAAAUUGUUAUU
Molecule: messenger RNA, 953 nt
Organism: Papilio polytes (common Mormon)
Lineage: Eukaryota; Metazoa; Arthropoda; Insecta; Lepidoptera; Papilionidae
Exons: 2
Coding region: 204-506 (100 amino acids)
Source: RefSeq, a predicted model, not a curated record